Messenger RNA from Cinclus cinclus, 2265 nucleotides. It is a transcript of the gene MINDY4, whose product is annotated as MINDY lysine 48 deubiquitinase 4. Gene Ontology annotation, molecular function: cysteine-type deubiquitinase activity; K48-linked deubiquitinase activity. Bases 1 to 2265 code for a protein of 754 amino acids. Gene Ontology annotation, biological process: protein K48-linked deubiquitination. The record is from RefSeq and is a predicted model, not a curated record. The transcript has 18 exons. NCBI's taxonomy places the organism in Eukaryota, Metazoa, Chordata, Aves, Passeriformes, Cinclidae.
AUGGACAACACGUUCGUGCAAGAAGUGGCCGCAUCACUGGUGAGAGAGUUUCUCAGUAGAAAGGGUUUGAAGAAAACCAUCACCACCAUGGACCGGGAGCUUCCCCGCUCUGCACUCAGCAUCAACAACAGGAACGAGCUGCGGAAUGUCCUGCACCUGCACUCCUUGUACAAACAGAACAAGGCAAAGGAGAACCCACUGAAAACACUGCUGGAAAUUAUCACGAAUUACUUCCUGGAGCACCGUGGGACUUCCAGGGGCACUGGUUCCAGCUCUGCUCUGUCAGCUCCUCACAGUAAGAGCUCAGCACCCAACCCACCUGAGCUCCCAGGUGAGGAUCAUGGGAAUGCCAGUGCUCCGGAUGAAAGCAAAACUCAGGCCCCCAGGUAUGAUGUUGAAAAUCCACUGGAUAAAAUCCCUCCACCCAGAAAACAUCAGCACAGGAGUGAAAAAUGCCACACCGGGACAACCCACAGCAGUAACUUAUCCUGUGCUUGGGACAAGAAGUUAAAAGACAGUCAGGAGGAUUUAAAAGCAGCUCUGAUUUCUGAGGAGCUGAAGUCCACAGGGAAGGAGAAGUCAAGGCCCAGGGCUGGUCUCAUAGCCAGAGGAAUGAUGGCUGGACCAGUAGCCAGUCCACCAGAGGAUCCCCACAAAAGGAGGCUCUCCAAACGAUCCACGAGCAGCAGCAGAGCCCAGCCCAGGGGUGAAGAACAUGAGGAGCACGACCUGAAUGUCCCAAACACUGAUUUGCAAGAAAGCAAAACAUCUCCAACAAAAUGCAACGUGGAAUUUGCAUCAAAGACUGUGCUCAGCUCACACACCAGUUCUGCCUCUGAAAAACCAAGGAACAGCCCCAAAGAUCCAGAUGAUCUUUUUUCCAAGCUGCUAUCUGAGAGGGAGAGGGCCAAGACAGAAGAAAGGAAAUCUCUGCCAGGUUCUGGUGCAGACAGCAGUGAAAAAAGCCUUAAAGUGAGUGCCCCUCACAGACAUUCAGGGGCUGGGAGAGAAAAGAAGGAAAGAUCCCUCAAGAAGACUGAGACUCGGUUGGCAGGUCACAGGAAGUCUCCAACAUCUCCUGGCUGUAAAGAAGAUCAGAUGAAAGAACUCCUAGAAUUGGUCGAUGUUGAGGAUGAAGAGGCAACUGGAGAAGUUAAUAAGACUCCAGACCUUUCAACAAUCUAUAUGCUUCAAAUAGUAUCAAAGGCAAUUGAUAUUUCUCUUGCAAAAGAAUUAAAAAAUCUUCUGUUUGGCUCUAGUCUUUGUUGCUUCAGUGAAGAAUGGAAAAUCCAGAGUUUUACAUUUAACAAUAUCCCACAGCUAAAAUAUGGCAUUGUGCAGAAAAAGGGUGGUCCAUGUGGAGUUCUGGCUGCAGUCCAAGCCUGUGUCCUGCAGCAGCUCAUCUUUACAGACAGCAACAGGAACAAAGACAUCCGUUGUCUCCAGCCCUCAGAAGCUCACAGGACCAAGUGCCUCUCCUUGGCUCUCGCUGACAUUCUGUGGCGUGCGGGGGGCCACGAGAAAGCCCUGGUGGCACUGCCAUCAGGAAGACAGCAGUUCACUCCCACAGGGAAAUACAAGGCAGAUGGAAUCCUGGAAACUCUAAUACUUCACAGUGCCACGAGAUACGAGGAUCUGAUUGUACUUCUACAGCAGAAUAUUCACCAGUUUGAAAUUGGUCCCUGUGGGUGCAUCCUCCUGACUGUGUCUGUCAUCUUAUCAAGAUCCAUCAACCUGGUGCGCAAUGACUUCGACGUGCUCACAACCCGCCUGAUCGGCAGCCACGGCUACUGCACUCAGGAAUUGGUGAAUUUGCUUUUGACUGGCAAAGCUGUGUCCAAUGUUUUCAACAAUGUGAUAGAGCUGGACUCUGGGAAUGGCAAUAUCACCAUUUUGAAAGGCAUCACGAGUCGCAGUGAUAUUGGGUUGCUGUCUCUCUUUGAGCACUAUGAUGUCUGUCAGGUUGGUUGUUACUUGAAGACUCCCAAGUACCCAAUUUGGCUGGUCUGCAGCGAAAGCCACUUCAGUGUGCUUUUUUGUUUGGAAAAGGAUUUGCUCAGUGAGUGGAAGACAGGAAGGAGGUUUGAUCUCUAUUACUACGAUGGCUUGGCCAACCAGGAUGAAGAGAUACGGCUGACAGUGGAUACAACUCAGGUGUGCCCUGAAAAUAAAGAAAAUGAUCUUACUCCUCCACUUGAGCACUGUAUUAGGACAAAGUGGCAAGGAGCUGUCAUUGACUGGAACGGCACGGAACCCAUCUUGUGA